Porites evermanni is the source of this 4117-nucleotide messenger RNA. NCBI's taxonomy places the organism in Eukaryota, Metazoa, Cnidaria, Anthozoa, Scleractinia, Poritidae. The record is from the annotation of a GenBank genome assembly.
AUGAACAACAUCCUGGAGAUUCUAUGGACCAUUCAUAUUGGUGCACUCGUUGCAACUUUCCUUUUCAACACUGGACGUAUUAUAAAAGCAGUAGAAAUCUUUAAGGAAUGUUUGGUGCUCCUUAACGGCAACGCCCUACAAACAAUCAAAGAACGUACCACACCAAUUGUUAUUUAUGUAUACGAUAAACUUCUUGAUGGCUAUACUCUUAUGUACGAUCACACUAGUGCGAUAGAAUGUGGUAAAAUACUUCACGUGGCACUACACAAUAGUGGCCAAAAUGAAGAAGAAGGGAUAAUAUUACUUAAACUAGCGAACAUCUGCUAUCAAAGAAGCAAAUACGAGGAAGCAAAACAGUUUUACGAGAAGGCACACAGCAUCCUGAUUGAGACUGGAAACAAUCGCGGAGUUGGACUAUGUUACGGAAACCUAGGAACUGUGUUUUUUUCUCUUGGUCAAUAUACCAAAGCAGAAGAAUACCUUAAAAAAGCACUACUGAUCAGGAAAGAAAUCGGUGACAAAAAAGGAGAAGCAUCAGAUUACGGAAAUCUAGGAACUGUGUUUUUAUCUGUUGGUCAAUACACCAAAGCAGAAAAAUACCUUCAAAAAGCACUAGUGAUCAGGAAAGAAAUCGGUGACAAAAAAGGAGAAGCAUCAGAUUACGGAAAUCUAGGAAGUCUGUUUUCAUCUGUUGGUCAAUAUUCCAAGGCUGAAGAAUACCUUCAGAAAGCACUAGUGAUCAAACAAGAAAUCGGCGACAAAAAAGGAGAAGCAUCAGAUUACGGAAAUCUAGGAACUGUGUUUUUAUCUGUUGGUCAAUAUACCAAAGCAGAAGAAUACCUUCAAAAAGCACUACUGAUCAGGAAAGGAAUCGGUGACAAAAAAGGAGAAGCAUCAGAUUACGGAAAUCUAGGAAGUCUGUUUUUAUCUGUUGGUCAAUAUUCCAAGGCUGAAGAAUACCUUCAGAAAGCACUAGUGAUCAAAAAAGAAAUCGGUGACAAAAAAGGAGAAGCAUCAGCUUACGGAAAUCUAGGAACUGUGUUUUUAUCUGUUGGUCAAUAUACCAAAGCAGAAGAAUACCUUCAUAACUCUGUUUUUAUCUGUUGGUCAAUAUACCAAAGCAGAAGAAUACCUUCAAAAAGCACUAGUGAUCAGGAAAGAAAUCGGUCACAAAGAAGGAGAAGCAUCAGAUUACGGAAAUCUAGGAAGUGUAUUUUUAUCUGUUGGUCAAUAUACCAAAGCAGAAGAAUACCUUCAAAAAGCACUAGUAAUCCAAAAAGAAAUCGGUGACAAAAAAGGAGAAGCAUCUGCUUACGGAAAUCUAGGAACUGUGUUUGAAUCUGUUGGUCAAUAUACCAAGGCUGAAGAAUACCUUCAGAAAGCACUAGUGAUCAAACAAGAAAUCGGUGACAAAAAAGGAGAAGCAUCUUCUUUCGGAAAUCUAGGGACUGUGUUUUCAUCUGUUGGUCAAUAUACCAAAGCAGAAGAAUGCCUUAAGAGAGCACUAGUGAUAAGGAAAGAUAUCGGUGACAAACAAGGAGAAGCAUCAGCUUACGGAAAUCUAGGAACUGUGUUUUUAUCUGUUGGUCAAUAUACCAAAGCAGAAGAAUGCCUUAAGAGAGCACUAGUGAUAAGGAAAGAUAUCGGUGACAAACAAGGAGAAGCAUCAGAUUACGGAAAUCUAGGAACUGUGUUUUUAUCUGUUGGUCAAUAUACCAAAGCAGAAGAAUACCUUCAAAAAGCACUAGUAAUCCAAAAAGAAAUCGGUGACAAAAAAGGGGAAGCAUCUGCUUACGGAAAUCUAGGAAAUGUGUUCGAAUCUCUUGGUGAAUAUACCAAGGCUGAAGAAUACCUUCAGAAAGCACUAGUGAUCAGGAAAGAAAUCGGUGACAGAAAAGGAGAAGCAUCUGCUUACGGAAAUUUAGGAACUGUGUUUGAAUCUGUUGGUCAACAUACCAAGGCUAAAGAAUACCUUCAAGAAGCACUAGUGAUCAAACAAGAAAUCGGUGACAAAGAAGGAGAAGCAUCUGCUUUCGGAAAUUUAGGAACUGUGUUUGAAUCUGUUGGUCAAUAUACCAAGGCUGAAGAAUACCUUCAGAAAGCACUAGUGAUCAGGAAAGAAAUCGGUGACAAAGUAGGAGAAGCAUCAGAUUACGGAAAUCUAGGAAGUGUGUAUUUAUCUGUUGGUCAAUAUUCCAAGGCUGAAGAAUACCUUCAAAAAGCAUUAGUGAUCAGAAAAGAAAUCCGUGAUAAAAAAGGAGAAGCAUCUUCUUUCGGAAAUCUAGGAAUUGUGUUUAAAUCUGUUGGUCAAUAUACCAAGGCUGAAGAAUACCUUCAGAAAGCACUAGUGAUUAGGAAAGAAAUCGGGGACAAAAAAGGAGAAGCAUCAGAUUACGGAAAUCUAGGAGCGGUGUUUUCAUCUGUUGGUCAAUAUACCAAAGCAAAAGAAUACCUUCAAAAAGCACUGACGAUCAAAGAAGAAAUCGGUGACAAACGUGGUGUUGGAGCUUCAUACUUAAAUCUGGGAAAACUUUGUCGAGAAUUUCAGCUUAAUGCGAAGAGUCAAGAAUUUGUUAAUAAAGCACUUGAGAUAGGUUACGAAAUAGGGGACAUUGAAAUGCAGUUUAACAGCCAUCUUACCAUUGCUCUGAACGCGUUAGUGGCAGGAGGAAGCAUAACUGAACUUCUUCGAAAUCUGUGUGCAAGCAUUCAGAAGUGCGAAGAAAUGCAUGAAUUUUUAAUGGUGAAAGAUCAGUUCAAAAUUUCUUUUUUCGAUGAACAUGUGUCCCCUUACCUUCUUCUUUGUAGGUUAUUGAUUGCUACAGGCAGCUAUUAUGAAGCUCUUUACGUUGCCGAGCUUGGACGGUCCAGAGCACUUGCAGACAUCCUUUCAGAUAAGUACUCUGUUGAAAAAGAGGUAUCAGUCAAUCCACAGUCAUGGAUCGGUAUUGAGAAUAUCAUGGACAAAAAUGCACUUAGUUCUUGUCUUUAUGUUUCCUGCUUCGAUGAUAAUAUGUAUUUUUGGAUUCUUAAGCCAAACAAAAGCGUGGUGUUUCGACAAACGAAACUGAAAGAAAGUGCAGAUCAAUUGUUUGGAAAUGAAAAAAUUGGUGGUUCUCGAGAAUUGCGUCAAGAACAAUGUGAAGAUCGAUCAUUCUUCUCUUCAUACGAAAGCUCCUUGGCUAAAUGCCGUGCACCUCAGGAGGGCGGCACUGCAACUGAGGAUAAAGACACUCCAUCCCUGGGUGAUGGUUACAAUAUGAUCGUUACUCCUGUUGCUGAUUUACUCGAGGAACCAGAAAUCAUCAUUAUUCCUGAUCCCUUGUUGUACAGAAUUCCUUUUGCUGCAUUAACGAAUGACAAAGUCAAGGAAGAAACAAAGUACCUAUCAGACACACAUAGGAUUCGUAUUGUCCCUUCCUUGACGACUCUAAAGUCGAUUCAGCUCAGUUCUGCCGACUACCAUAGUGAAACAGGUGCGCUGAUCGUAGGAGACCCAGAAGUUCGUGAUGUAUACUAUCAAGGAGAACUUCUGGAAUUGGACCCAUUGCCUUGGGCAAGAAAGGAAGCACAGAUGAUUGGGCGACUGGUUGGUGUUAAGCCUUUGGUGGGAAAUGAUGCAAGAAAGCAGACAGUCCUAGAAAAAAUGCCGUCAGUAAGUCUCAUUCACCUUGCUGCUCAUGGUGAUGCCGAACGUGGAGAAAUCGUUCUUUCUCCUAUAAGCUCGUGCGGUACUCCUCACGAAGAAGACUACUUAUUGACAAUGGCUGAAAUUUCACAAGUUCGACUGACAGCCAAGCUGGUUGUUCUCAGCUGUUGUCACAGUGCAAGUGGCCAGAUUAGAGCUGAGGGAGUUGUUGGAAUCGCCCGAGCAUUUCUAGCAUCAGGUGCACGCGCCGUGCUGGCAACACUGUGGGCUAUAGAUGACGAAGCUACUAUGCAGUUCAUGAAUCGUUUUUACGAGCGCCUUGUUCAUGGUGAAAGUGCAAGUGAAUCUCUUCACCAGGCCAUGAAGUGGAUGAGGGAGAAUAACUUUUCUGACGUCAGGCUGUGGGCGCCGUUUAUGCUGAUUGGAGAUGAUGUGUCAUUUAAAGGUUUGUAUUUGAUACCGUUGUAG